AUGUCUACUACAGAUAUGAAGUCGUCGCUGCAUCGUUUCCGUGUGACGAGCCGGGCGUCUCCAUCGUCCCAGAGCGAUCCCUCCUCAAUGUCCGACCGGCCGCCGUCCGAGGGUGGAUCUGAGAAGCCACUGCAACUUUCGUCCGCAGCCAAGCCGAGUCACAUACCAGCAUGCGACAGUGCCGGAACGAAGUGUUCCUUUUCCACACCGGCGUCGUCCUCGGAUGCGCAGACACACCACUUGAGGGCGCGCGUGGAAUGGCUCACGACUUACUUCAACCAAGCGCUGCCGCUUGGCGCCCCUGCCAUUGAGACGAUUGAGACGGGUGCAGACUUGACUGAACUUGUUCAAUGGAUCGCAAACACUGCAGCACUGUCUCAGGGACAGUCACCCGGAUCGGCUAUUUCCAGCUCUCAAAAUGUUCUGCUCCAAGGCAACCAGCUCAUGGUUGAUCAUCGAAAUCUCGAUCCCGGCAUCGAUGGACAACCCCGGAGGCACUCUUCCGCGCACCAGCCUGUCAUUCAUCAAUCUACAGAGCCAUUUGGCAGAACGUCGCAUUCAGCAGCAGCAGACGGUGGCCACGUUAUAAAUCAAAGAUUACCGCCAAAUGCAGCAGCUCGGAGGUUUGUUGACGCCUAUUUCCGCAACGUGAACCGGGCGUAUCCCUUUGUCGACAGGAACAAGGUUCUCAAUGACCUGGAAACACUGGGCGACUUCCCCAAGCGCAAUCAAGAUGCCGACUCCACCUUGCUGUACUUGAUCAUGGCCAUCGGAUGUACGACACUGCAGCGCGCGGGCCAGAUUCCCGCCGACAUGAGUUCCAAGUUCGAUGUAAGUUAUCCAGACAUUAUCCAAGAAUGCCUAUCUCGAGAAGGCAUAGAGUCGAUACAAAUACUUGUUCUCCUCUCGCUUUACUCGCUUUUUGAUCCAACAGCGCCAUCGGCAUGGUCGCUAGUGGGCAUAGCGGCACGCCAGGCCAUGCUUUUUGGCCUUACGCGCCGAACCCCAGAAGGACGGUCAAUAUCUCCUACCGAGGUCGAAUUACGGCACCGUCUCCUCUGGUCUGUAUACGUCUUGGACAGAAUGAUGGCGACGUCCCUCGGGCUCCCAGCUGCUCUGACAGACGAGAACUUGGAUGUCCCCCUUCCCGGGCUGACAGUCGACGAAUUUGCAUCCCCUGAGCGAUCCCAAUUUGCCAGCAUCCUUCAGACGAGCCGCCACGUCAUCAUGCUUCGCCAGAUCGAGGGGAGGAUUUUGGAUCAAGUUCAUCUGCUCAAGCAGUCCAAAAUUAGCACACUGAACCACGCAGACCGCCGAUCGAUCGUGCAGGACAUAAGAGCGGACAUUGAAAACUGGUACAGCAAUGGGUGCCUCGUCUCGCCGUUGGAACCGGACAAUGUCCCGAUUCACAACUCUAUUACGUGGCUGAGCGCAAGAUACUACUACCUGCUCGUUCUGCUGUAUUACCCAUCACAUUUCAACUCGGCUGGUUCCGUAGUAUCCAAGGCAGAAGUACUCCGGUUCGCGCAGAAACACGUCCAAUCCACAUCAGUGCUUUUCCAGCAGCGUCAGCUACCGCUGAACCGGGUAACGCUGUUUCGGACAUUCCCGGUUGGAAUGGUGCUCAUCCACGGCUUUGUGGCAUGUGCGGCCGAAUGUGCUCCUUAUCCAGCACGCGAAGAAGUGACCAUGUUGAUAAACAUACUGGAAGCCUUUUCAGAUGGAUGGAUCUAUGCGCGCCAAGCAUCUCAAAUACUGCGGCAGUUUAUCACCAUAGUCAACAGUGGCCCGGGAGACUACCUGCAGUUUCCAAAUAAUGCCUUUGUCGGCGGCCAGAUGAGCAAUUCUAGAGAAUCAGCUUUGAUCAGCAUGGUCCGACCGAUGGUCACGAGUUUUACAGAGCUGAUGCAGGAAGCACUCGGACGAAUUACGUGCUACUCCAUGUUGGAGGUCACAGAAGAGCGGCCAAGCGGAAGAAUGGGAUCUUUUGCUUCGCAUUCCAGCGCCAACGGAACUGGUCGAGGGUCAAUGGCGAGCGUUUCAGGGGUGGCGGGUGGGGACGGGUCAGAAAUGGAUUACGGAUGGUCUGCUGAACCGAUAGAUGUAGACUUUCUAUAG
This is a messenger RNA of Pestalotiopsis fici W106-1, 2118 nucleotides long. RefSeq lists its product as uncharacterized. Gene Ontology annotation, biological process: positive regulation of transcription by RNA polymerase II; DNA-templated transcription. The transcript is spliced from 2 exons. The record is from RefSeq and is a predicted model, not a curated record. NCBI's taxonomy places the organism in Eukaryota, Fungi, Ascomycota, Sordariomycetes, Amphisphaeriales, Sporocadaceae. Gene Ontology annotation, molecular function: DNA-binding transcription factor activity, RNA polymerase II-specific; sequence-specific DNA binding; zinc ion binding. The coding region runs from base 1 to 2118 and encodes 705 amino acids.